This is a messenger RNA of Closterium sp. Naga37s-1, 2589 nucleotides long. NCBI's taxonomy places the organism in Eukaryota, Viridiplantae, Streptophyta, Zygnematophyceae, Desmidiales, Closteriaceae. The record is from the annotation of a GenBank genome assembly.
AUGGCUGAUUAUUACGAGAACCGUCCUGUAGAUGACGAGGACAAGGAUGAUGACGUGGAUCCUGACGUGGGCAACGCGGCGAAAGAGGACGCGGAGAAGCUGUCCGAGGGCCUGCCACGUGUCCUGAUCGUGUCGCGACGGACGCUUCGCAAGAACAAGUUCGUCGAUUUCGUAAGCGAAUACCACCUCGAUCUGAUCGUCGCGUACGGCGCGGUCCCCAUAAUCGUGCCACGUGUCCCCGGCGUGGCGUCCCUGCUGGACGCGUUCGAGCCGAUCCACGGCGUGCUGCUGUGCGAGGGCGAGGACAUCGACCCGGAGCUCUACGACAGCCAGCUCACUGCUGACCUGUCGCCCGAGGAAGUCGCGGAGAUCCGCGCCGCGCACGCCAGCGACACGGCGAUUGACAAGGCCAAGGACUCGAUUGAGCUGUCGCUCGCAAGGAGGUGCCUGGAGCGGUCGAUUCCGUACCUCGGGAUCUGCCGCGGGAGCCAAGUGCUCAACGUGGCGUCUGGAGGAUCCCUCUACCAGGACGUGGAGACGGAGGUCACGUCGCGCAAGGGCCUGGACUUGAAGCACAUUGACUACAAUGACUAUGAUGGGCAUCGGCACCCCAUGUUCGUGGUGCGGGAAACGCCACUGGCGGAGUGGUUUGAUGGGUCGCUGGAAAUUCAGGUUACCUCUGCUUCCCCAUAUCUCUCCUCUCCUCCCGUCCCUUUCCACACCCCAGACGGGCAUCGGCACCCCAUCUUUGUGGUGCCGGAGACGCCGCUGGCGGAGUGGUUUGAGGGGUCGCUGGAGAUGCAAGCACCCUCCCUCUCCCAUUCCUCUCCUCUCACCGCAACCUCUCCUCUCCUCUCACCUCCUCCCACCCCAGAUGGGCAUCGGCACCCCAUCUUCGUGGUGCCGGAGACGCCGCUGGCGGAGUGGUUUGAGGGGUCGCUGGAGAAGCAAGCACCUUCUCUCUUCCAUAUCCCUCUUCUCCUCCAACACCCUCCCACCCCAGACGGGCAUCGCCACCCCAUCUUCGUGGUUCCGGACACGCCACUGGCGGAAUGGUUUGAGGGGUCGCUGGAGAAGAGCCGUGAGGCCACGGGGGAGAACGAGCUGCUCGUCAACAGCUACCAUCACCAGGGCGUGCGGGUGCUCGCCUCCCGGUUCCGCCCCAUGGCGUUUGCAGCAGACGGGCUGAUUGAAGCCUUCUACGACCCGGACGUGCACUGCCCGCCGCGAGGGGGCUUCUUUGUGGGGCUGCAGUUCCACCCGGAGCGCAUGAGGCGCUUCCAGGACGGGGAGGUGGCGCCUGGGGGAGGCUCCGGCUUGCCUAGAGAGGUCUUUCAGUACCCCGAGUGCCCCAGGGCGUACCAGGAGUUUGUGGCAGCAGUGGUGGCAUACGAGCGCAAGGAGUUUGUGGCAGCAGUGGUGGCAUACGAACGCAAGGUGCGGCCAAGAAUCCCCCGGCCAGCCGCCCUCACAGCCCCGCCCACCAGCAUCGCUGGCGCUGCUGCAGCCGCCAUCGCAGCAGUUGAUGCUGCCGCCGAUGCAACUGACAGCCUGGCCACUGGCAUGGUCGCUCUAACCCAAUCAGGAGCAGGAGAAGCAGGAGCGACAGGAGGAAGCAGCAUGGGAGGAGGCACAGGGGCAGGGGCAGUGGCAGGGGUGGGUUCAGCCAGUGGGAAAACGCCUGGGGCGGCAGCAGCAGCGGCGGCGGCGGCAGCGGCGGCGGCAGAAGCGCAAGCAGAGCAGCAGCAGCAGCAGAAGCAGGGGAGGGAGUGGGAGGAGGAGCUGGAGCGGCGGCGGCUGCGCAUUCAGAAGAGCUUCCACGCCGCCAAGGUGGUGUACGAGGAGAGGGUGGUGCUGCGCCGCAACGCCACGGAGAAAGGAGGAUCGUCGGCGCUUGCGGCUAUUAGGAGAGAGCAGGCGGGGGGUCUGCGGUGGUAUUGGGAGCGAGGCCACAAGGAGGCUUUUACCCACGCGGCCAAGGUGGUGUACGAGGAGAGGGUGGUGCUGCGCCGUAACGCCACGGAGAAGGGCGGGUCCUCGGCGCUUGCGGCCAUUAGAAGAGAGCAGGCGGGCGGUCAGUGGUAUCGGGCCCACGGGGAUUUCAUCCACGCGGCCAAGGUGGUGUACGAGGAGAGGGUGGUGCUGCGCCGUAACGCCACGGAGAAAGGCGGGUCCUCGGCUCACGCUGCCAUAAGGAGAGAGCAGGCGGGGGGUUCAGCGGGAGGACUGGGAGGGUUUGGCGGGCUGCCGACGCUGCCAGAGGAGAAGCAGGAGCUGGCGAUUGGGGCCUCGUUUCUCCAGGAGCUCACGCCCCUGUCAGGGCAGCAGGUGAAGCGGCUAUCCCAGGAGCUCACGCCCCUGUCAGGGCAGCAGGUGGAGCGGCUAUCCCAGGUGGGUGCUACAGUGCGCAACGCAUCCCACAUCAAAGACGAGCUUGAACGGAGACGAAACCAGCGGUCGGCAGCGCGGGCGGCACUGGAGGCGCUGCACACGAGUGAGCUAGAAGAGAUGGUGGCUUUCCACCGGCACAUGGCUGCUUCCGCUGAAGAGGUGCUGGAGGCAAGGCGGAAGGCGAGGGGCGAGGCGUAG